AUGGGGGUACCGUCUCGACCCCAUUCCACGACCGGAGUCAAGCGCUCGAGGCCGCACAACCUAAAUGUCCUCCAGCGGCGCUACCACGCGGAAUUCUACGAGACCGUCGCGAAAGUCAUGGCCCUGCGCGCCAGCUACCUGCAGGAGCGCAUCCUCUUCGUCAAAGGGAGCGAGAUGGUGGCAAUCCUGAAAGGUCUGGGCGCAAGAGACGAAGACUUCCCGCUCAUCCAGCGGAUCAGCGACAGCACAGGGCCGGACCCAACCUUCGAAUACAGGACGGUGACGGCCGCACGCUACUGCCUCGACUCGGAGACGCGGUGUAUCCAGCGCCUGGAGAAACGGUCACCGUUGAGCGCGCGGGCCGCCGAUGAGCAUUACAAACGCUACGACCCGGGCCCCCAGCGGGAAUUUGACGAAGCGUCGAUGGAGGUGCAGGGGAACACGGUCGUCCAGGCGCUGAUGCUGUUCAAGGCGCUGGUGGUCCACAAGGUGGCGGUUUUCCCGCGCGAGAAACUGGACUACGCGUCGCAUCAGUGGGUGUGUAGUGUGUUCAACGUGCGGAUCAUGACCGACGAUCGCCAGGGGGUCCAGGGCGAGCCAGCGACCGGCGGCGUGCAGUCCGAUGGGUCGGAUCACACCAUGACUGUGCUCCUGGGGUCGUCGAAUAUGCGCUCCGACAGCGCGGUCACCUACUUGCAUGACAACUUGGAGACGACGGGGGCACCCUUGUGGGAGACGAAUCCGGCCCUGAUCCGAGGGCGGGUGCAGCAUCGCAACUUUCUCGACACCCUCGUCUUUGCGGACCACCAUUACAAAAGAUGUGUCACGCAGCUCAACGCCUCUGAUCCCUCGGAGCGGGCGUGGCGUGACAUGCUGGUCGUUUUCACCCGAAGACCAAAACUGGAUGAGCACGGCGUGGGUCACACGGAGACGCAGACACUGCACGCAACAUGUCCGUUGCAAAUUCCCAUCUGGCUGCCUUGA
Messenger RNA from Aspergillus saccharolyticus JOP 1030-1, 984 nucleotides. RefSeq lists its product as uncharacterized. NCBI's taxonomy places the organism in Eukaryota, Fungi, Ascomycota, Eurotiomycetes, Eurotiales, Aspergillaceae. The record is from RefSeq and is a predicted model, not a curated record. Bases 1 to 984 code for a protein of 327 amino acids. Gene Ontology annotation, molecular function: dioxygenase activity. The transcript has a single exon.